Molecule: messenger RNA, 3381 nt
Organism: Schistocerca nitens (vagrant locust)
Lineage: Eukaryota; Metazoa; Arthropoda; Insecta; Orthoptera; Acrididae
Product: neuropeptide CCHamide-1 receptor-like
Exons: 5
Coding region: 67-1377 (436 amino acids)
Biological process (GO): G protein-coupled receptor signaling pathway
Cellular component (GO): membrane
Molecular function (GO): G protein-coupled peptide receptor activity
Source: RefSeq, a predicted model, not a curated record
GACGGCGGGAACUGGUCGUGGGCGGCGUGGGCCAACGUGACGCUGUCCGCGGCCAGCACGACCGCCAUGCCCAACGAGACGUACCUGCCGUACCACCUGCGGCCCGAGACCUACCUGGUGCCCAUCAUCUUCUCGCUCAUCUUCGUGGCCGGCGUGCUGGGCAACGGCACCCUGGUGCUCAUCUUCGCGCGCCACCGCAACAUGCGCAGCGCGCCCAACACCUACAUCCUGUCGCUGGCGCUCGGCGACCUCCUGGUCAUCAUAACCUGCGUCCCGUUCACGGGGACCGUCUACACGUUCGAGUCGUGGCCGUACGGGCCGGUGGUGUGCAAGGUGCAGGAGUUCACGAAGGACGUGUCGGUGGGCGUGUCGGUGUUCACGCUGACGGCGCUGAGCGCGGACCGCUUCUUCGCCAUCGUGGACCCGCUGCACCGGCUGGGCGGCGCCGCCGGCAGGGGGGCGGGCGGCGCGGGGGCCGAGGGGCUGCGCUCCACGCUGCUCGUCACCGCCGUCAUCUGGCUGCUCGCCGUCGCCUGCGCCACGCCCGCCGCCGUCAACACGCACAUCAACUACAUGGUGGUGAACCCGAAGGUGAGCAUCGAGAUCUGCUACCCGUUCCCCGACCUGGCGUACGCGCGCGUCGUGGUGCUGGCCAAGAUGGUGGUGUACUACGUGCUGCCGCUGGCGGUGAUCGCCGUCUUCUACGCGCUGAUGGCGCGCCACCUGCUGCGCUCGACGCGCGACAUGCCGCAGCACUGCAGCCAGGCGCGCCAGGUGCGGGCCCGGCGCAAGGUCGCCAAGGUCGUGCUCGCCUUCGUCGCCGUCUUCGCCGUCUGCUUCUUCCCGCUGCACGUCUUCAUGAUAUGGUUCUACAUGACGGAGGACGCCGACAAAAAGUACAACGACUGGUGGCACACGCUGCGCAUCCUGGGCUUCUGCUUGUCGUUCGCCAACUCUUGCGUGAACCCGGUGGCUCUGUACUGCGUGUCGGGAGCCUUCCGGAAGCACUUCCGCCGCUACCUGAUGUGCCGGUGGCGCCGCGCCCCGGCAAGUGGGGGAAGCGCCAGCAGGAGCAUCGGGCUCUCCGGCUACUACCACCGCAGGGGCACGACCACGACAACGAGCGCGUCGGGCCGCAGCCGCCUGCAGCACGGCGGCACCUUCACGACCUCACUAGGAUCAUCCCGCAAGGAGCGCUACUACUGCAAGCCCACCUGGGACACGACCACGUCCCUCGCCAACUUCGGCAGCCUGCGGCAGCUCAGCGGCCAGGUCGUGGGCGCCCCUCCCCACCACACCGAUGACAUCACCGUCACCACCUUCAUGAACGGCGGUGUCGGUGCCGGCGGUGGUGCGGGCGACGGCUGCAAGACGUAGGGACCGCUGCGGACAGCUGUUUGAGACAGUAACAAUGUUUCCAUCACUGAAGACCCUAGGAAGAUCAGUGAGAGGUGGACGCCACUUUCAGCUGCCAAAGUGACACGGAACUGCGUCAGUUUUAUUUGUGCCGUCGCCUUUUGGGGGAGCGACAACAGUCUUCUCAUGAGCUCUUGUGCGUCUACUGCUGGUGUUUGGCGUCCCGAAAGAAUCUGUACCUACAGCUGGCUGACUAUUCGGUGUGGACCAAACCCGUUUCAGUCAGUGAACCUGAAUUAACUACAGCACACGUGUUUUUGGCAAUAGUCGCACUGACGCUGCCUCCUCCUGUUGUCUCGUGAGGCUGUUUAGCAUCCGUAUCCUCUACAACACAUAAUUUCUCUUCAGGUAUUUACUAGGGAAUUACGGCCUUUUGCUAGCCGUCACUGUCUGGCAGGUACGUUGAUGUUAACUUGGUGCAUCGGUGGACAUAAUAAAUUGUGGAAGAAUUGUUGCAUUUUGUUUGGUGUCACUAUUAUUGGAUGAAGAACCAGUAUAAAUGAACCAUGCAAAAGUUACCUUAUGUUGAUUGAGUCAGUAUCAUUCCUAUGCGCAAGACGAGAUACACCGUUCUUGUACACAUACGUACUACAUUUGUGACUGUAAUGUAAUGACAUCACAGCACUAGUGCUUUGAUCACGUGCGGUUCUUUUGUGUGCCCUGAACUAGUUCUCUGAUCAUGUUUCACGUCACCUAGACGCUGUUUCGUGGAUCUUACUGUAGUACUGUCGUUAAAGAACAUGGUAUUUGUUAAAAUAGUUUACAAAUGAGAACAGGGGUUAUCAAACAUACUACGUCGGCUAACAGGGUUAAUAUGGUGCUACCUCUCAUCGUAGUGACUGUACAAAGUGGCUCACAGGGUUGAGUGUUGGAAAAAAAGACUUAAAACGAUAAGUUACAAAUUUACAACGGAAAAUGUAUUUUUACUAAGGACACCUGUGUGUAAAGUGAUUAAUUAAAAAUUUUACGGACGUAGAUGUCAUAGUGGACCAGCAACACCUGUGCCAGAGACGUCUUACUGCGUAAUUCAGUUCCAGACAUUCUCAUCAUACGCUUCUAAAUAAUUGGUACGCCCAUAGGAUACACGUCAUAGUUUUAAGAUUGUGAUACACAGCUUUCGUGAACUGACCCAGCAUUCCGUCAACGCCAGCUUUAGGCCUUUAUAUUAAAAUACAGUUGUACUUAUCUGAUAUACUUAGUACAGGAAGGCUGUCGAAUGGACUUCUGAUGCCGUUUAACCUGAAUGUGAAGACUCACGAAGAAAUAUUACCUAAUUAACUCACAGACAGAAAUAAAUAAAACUAAGUUUCAACGCUAUAAAACCUCUGCCGUGCGGUGUAAAGCAAUUCUCCUAAAUUGUAUGUGCUCUAAUACUGACGAGACUUGGGUCUUAUGACACGGUACAUGAAGAUUAAGGAACUGCGCUAGAGUUCUGUUCUUUGUACCUUCCGUUCUUUAAAUCUGAAUAACAAUAAGAUAGUCUUGAAAAUGUAUUUCCGAAUUCCUACGUGGUACCUGAGUCACUUAGAGGAUGAUAUAAACUUUGUAUUCGGCUGCAGGAAAUUGCUAUUCAGCGGUUCUUUAAGAUUUCAGGACCGAACUGAAAUAAUGACUCCUACCAUAACGGGAAAUCUGUGUUAUGGUGACACGAUUUUACUAGUUAGUAGGAACCAAUCGACAGCGAGUCCACUUAGGGAAUCGCUUCAUGCUGUGUAAAUAUUUUUGUCAGAACCUUUGUCAUGUUUGCGUGCCAGAAUAGGAUGUUCUGAUUUCAUCUAACAUUGUCGUAUCCCGUGUGGAACGAAGUAGAUAUUCCUCACACUGUAUAAAAAAUGUUGCGAUUACAGCCAUUUACAGUCCUCUGAUUAGCUCAGUGCUGCAAAAAUAAGAGAUUCGUCUCCAUAUGUACAUAGUCAAGAAAUUAAUGUAAUGCUACUCUCCACAGCUCUUGUCAGAUGUUUUCUA